UUAUUUCAAAACCAAUUAAGAGUUUAGCCUUACCCAAAAAUACUUACACACCUUAACUAUCCUUUGGUUCUUUUCACUUCAACGACAUGUCUCCUUUUCAGUUCUUGCUAUCCUGUGCUUCUUUAGCACUUGUAGCUUCAUCAAUGGCUUCUGCUGCAAUUGUCGAACAUUCUUUCGAAGUUAAAAACCUAACUGGCCGGAAACUGUGCAAUGAGCAAGUGAUAACGGCGGUAAACGGAAGCUUACCUGGCCCUACUAUACGCGUUAGAGAAGGCGACAUUCUUAUUGUUCAUGUCUACAAUAAGUCUCCAUAUAAUCUCACCAUUCAUUGGCAUGGAAUAUUUCAAAAACUCAGUGGCUGGGCAGAUGGACCUAAUAUGAUAACUCAAUGUCCAAUAAUGCCUGGAAAUAAAUAUACAUAUAAAUUUAAAGUCAUCAACCAAGAAGGUACUCUUUGGUGGCAUGCUCACGUUUCAACUCUCCGAGCAACGGUCUACGGAGCGCUCAUUAUCCGUCCAAGGUCCGGCCAACGCUACCCGUUCCCUAAACCUGAUAGAGAAGUUCCCAUCUUAUUAGGAGAGUGGUGGAAUGCUAAUGUUAUCGACUUGGAAAACCAAGCACUUGCUACCGGAAACGCACCUGCAAAUUCAGAUGCUUACACCAUUAAUGGAAGGCCUGGUGAUCUCUACAAUUGCUCCCAAAAUCAGAUAUACAAGCUUAAGGUGGAGAAAGGAAAAACCUAUCUUCUACGAAUAAUCAACGCUGCACUCAAUAAUCAACUUUUCUUCAAGAUAGCCAAUCAUAAGAUGACAGUUGUCGCUGUAGAUGCUGCCUACACUACUCCUUACGUCACCGACGUCGUUGUCACUGGUCCCGGCAUGACGACCGACAUUCUUCUCACCGCCGACCAACCAGUUGGAUCUUACUACAUGGCGGCCAGCCCAUACGCUAGUGCUCCUGGGGUACCGUUCAACAACUCAACCACUAGAGCCAUCCUAGCUUAUGAAGGCUCCACGGCGGCAACCCCCAUUAUGCCACUAAUGCCUGCCACCAAUGACACGCCGACCGCCCAUAAAUUCUACAGCAAUCUAACUGGUCUAGCUGGUGGACCACACUGGGUCCCGGUGCCACGUCAUAUUGAUGAGCACAUGUUUAUCACAGUUGGACUUGGACUCGAAGCUUGUGGAACGAACGCCACGUGUCAAGGUCCAAAUCAGCAACGAUUUUCUGCAAGCAUGAACAACCAUUCGUUCCAGCAACCAACAAGCUUGUCGAUGUUGCAAGCCUUCUUUUUCAACGUCGCCGGAAUCUACACACCUAAUUUCCCCGAUAAACCACCGGUGAAAUUCGAUUAUACAAACACAAACUUAAGCAACAAUGCUUCUCUGCUAUUUGCACCUAAAGCAACAAGCGUAAAGGUACUGAAGUAUAAUUCAACGGUCCAGAUUGUUCUGCAAAACACAGCGUUGCUUGCGGUGGAGAAUCAUCCAAUACACCUUCAUGGUUUUAAUUUCCAUGUAUUGGCUCAAGGAUUUGGAAAUUAUGAUCCUGUAAAUUCCCCUAAAAAGUUCAAUCUUGUUAAUCCACAAGAACGCAACACCAUCGGUGUUCCUGUCGGAGGAUGGGCCGUCAUAAGAUUCAGAGCCAAUAAUCCAGGUGUAUGGUUCAUGCAUUGUCAUCUAGACGUGCAUUUGCCUUGGGGAUUAGCGACGGCUUUUGUUGUUAAGAAUGGACCGACUCCGGGGUCUACCUUGCCGCCGCCACCGGCUGAUUUGCCAAAGUGUUAAGAGUUGUUAAUUUGCAAUUGAUGAUCUGUGUCGACGUUGAGUGGAACUUUUAUUCUUUUAACGAGUUUGUAUUUAUUUUCAAAUGCAAAAUUGAUUUUAAUUAAUUGUUUGAUUGGUUGGUACAGAUUAAAGUCUUUUGUAAUAAUGUAAUGUUAUCAGUCCAUUCUUUGUCAAUUAAUUGUACCAAGUUCCAAUUGUUUGAUGUAGUCUAUUUAUUUUUUUCUAAGAAUAAAAUACUACGGUCUAUUUUUAUUUUUGA
Messenger RNA from Jatropha curcas, 2046 nucleotides. It is a transcript of the gene LAC7, whose product is annotated as laccase 7. Gene Ontology annotation, biological process: lignin catabolic process. Gene Ontology annotation, molecular function: hydroquinone:oxygen oxidoreductase activity; copper ion binding. Lineage: Eukaryota; Viridiplantae; Streptophyta; Magnoliopsida; Malpighiales; Euphorbiaceae. Gene Ontology annotation, cellular component: apoplast. The record is from RefSeq and is a predicted model, not a curated record.